Pyrus x bretschneideri (Chinese white pear) is the source of this 895-nucleotide messenger RNA. RefSeq names its product amino acid transporter AVT3B-like. Gene Ontology annotation, cellular component: vacuolar membrane. Gene Ontology annotation, biological process: amino acid transmembrane transport. Lineage: Eukaryota; Viridiplantae; Streptophyta; Magnoliopsida; Rosales; Rosaceae. The transcript has a single exon. Gene Ontology annotation, molecular function: amino acid transmembrane transporter activity. The record is from RefSeq and is a predicted model, not a curated record. The coding region runs from base 134 to 871 and encodes 245 amino acids.
GUAUUUUGGUAAUUUAAGGGGUUUAAUCCGAUUUGACACCCCAGAUUUUGGGAUUGGCACCCAAAAGCUUCUGCAUUUGGGGGUGUUUUCCCUUCCAAUUGGGGUUGAAUUUGAUUGCAACACUGACCCAUAUAUGGCCCCGUUGAGUAUUUUUGCUGAUGUGAUUGAUCUCGGAGCAAUGGGGGUUGUGAUGGUGGAGGAUGUGGUGGUUAUGUUGAAAAAAAUGGCGGAAGUGAAGGCAUUUGGAGACCUUUCUCUGUUCUUUUACGGGCUAGGCGUGGCAGUGUACUCCUUCGAAGGGGUUAGGAUGGUUCUGCCAUUGGAGUCGGAGGCGAAAGAUAAGGACAAGUUUGGGAAGGUUCUGGCUUGGACAAUGACAUUCAUUUCACUGAUGUAUGGAAGCUUUGGAGCUCUUGGUUAUUUUGCAUUUGGGGACCAUACCAAGGAUAUGAUCACGGCUAAUUACGGUGCAGGAUUGAUUAGUACCCUGGUGAAGCUUGGCCUUAUGGUGAAUCUGUUCUUCACAUUGCCUAUAAUGAUGAACCCGGUGUAUGAGAUUGUCGAAAGGCGGUUUUGGGGAGGGAGGUAUUGCUUGUGGAUGAGAUGGAUGCUGGUUUUGGCAGUGAUCUUUGUGGCAUUGUUGGUCCCCAAUUUCGCGGAUUUCAUGUCGUUGGUGGGGAGUGGUGUGUGCUGUGCAUUAGGGUUUGUGGUGCCGACUCUGUAUCAUCUGAUCGUGUUCAAGAGUGAGAUGGGGUGGGGGCAAUGGUGCUCUGAUGUGAGCAUUUUGGUGUUGGGAGUUGUUUCUUGGGGUUUCAGGAACUUGGUCUGCUCUCCAGGAGAUAUUUGCUGCCAAAGUAUAGGAGGGUUAUAAGAGUUGAUGUGUACUUUGAUUCGC